ACAGCGCAAACUCAGCCUGUAUAACUACCCAAACCUUUCACAUGUUGAUCACUUCACUUUAGAAGUGAGAGAGAAAGUUGAGUUCCUUUGAAUAGAAGCCAUGGUCUCCUUUCAAGCACUCCCAUCUCCAAACGGGAAAAAGUUAAUCCCGGGGCUUGAUGAUUCAUCAAAGAAGAGAAAGUGGGAAGAUCCGCAAACUGAAGGGAUCCUCGAGAAAAGAUCAAAUCCAGAAAGCAGAAAAUCCUUCUUUGAAAUCGAGCUGCACCUUGAGACUCCAUUACCUCUGGAGUGGCAAAGAUGCCUCGAUAUUCAGUCAGGGCAGAUACAUUUCUAUAAUACAAGGACCCAUAAGAGAACAUCAAGAGAUCCAAGGGGAAGCCCCGAACCACCAAGUCCUGAUCAUGAUAUGAGCUUAGAACUUGAGCUAAACCUACCAUACGAUCAAUCACAAAGGAAAAGCUAUACACACGACCAUAUUACAAAGCAGAAUCCUGGUGGCUCCAUCAGGGGUUUUGGUGAUUUGUUCAAGGAAUCUAGCAGAGAUAAUGGGAGUUCAGGAGGACUAACACGGCGUCCAUCGUGGUUAGCAUUUGAAAAGGAUCAGCAAGAAAUGCUAGCGAUAGUUUGCACAAAGUGCCACAUGUUGGUGAUGCUUUGCAGGUCCUCUCCUACCUGCCCUAACUGCAAAUUCCUGCAUCCACUAGAGCAAAGCCCUCCUAAACUAUUCAAGCAAAGGCUUAGCCUCUUUUGCUAAUUUUCAGGGAGAAAAAAAUCAAAGCCAGGUUUGAAGUUUUAGGAUGCUAAACACUUGAUGGAGUUCCUUAAUUCCCUUAAUCAACAUGAAAUUAAGGGCUAGGAUCGUACAUCUAGCUAGAGGUGUCGCUACAUAAUAACUUUUAGCUCUUCGGUCUCUAUUGAAAAAUGACUGCUCUGUGUGUGUGUGAGAGAGAGAGUAUUAUCAGUGGGACUAUUUAACUUGUAUGGUGUAAAAAACUAUGAGAAUAUACAAAUGUUCUAAUAAUUAAUGUACAAAUUAAGUUUGAGGGAUCGGA
Messenger RNA from Populus nigra (black poplar), 1052 nucleotides. RefSeq names its product protein CURLY FLAG LEAF 1-like. The transcript has 2 exons. NCBI's taxonomy places the organism in Eukaryota, Viridiplantae, Streptophyta, Magnoliopsida, Malpighiales, Salicaceae. Bases 101 to 754 code for a protein of 217 amino acids. Gene Ontology annotation, molecular function: protein binding. The record is from RefSeq and is a predicted model, not a curated record.